GGGCGGAGGCAGAACGAGACACAUUACAUUACAGAAAUAUCAGCGGAUUGAUUUUUUGGUGAUGCCUUAUCAACUACAGGGGGUUUGCUUAACAAAGUAUUCAUAAUUGACAAGGCUUCAUCAAAAAAAAAAAAAUCAACCCGCUGAUACUUCUGAUUACAACUGCUUGCCGGAACAAAAGUGCGCUAUGGCAGAGGAACAAAAGCGCGCUGGUGUGGCGAUCACGGUCUUGUGUAUCCAAUGUUCUGCUGCAUCCUGCGCUCCCUAUCGUCCUCUCCUCUAUAACAAGCAAAGAAGGAGGAUAACAAAGACAAAAGGGCGCGGCCAGUCUGCUGUACUAAACAAAUACAUCUCUACCACAAACUUCAAAUUGAUGGCCUGCACGAUGCUUUCCAGUACCCAACUGGAACUGUGAUUCCGACCCUGUGUCUCCACUGUCCUCGUCCAUCCUACCGUUCUUCGUACCCUGGCACCAGCACUCAUCUGGAGGGCUGAUCAUGCUCUUCCUUGCCUUGGCUCCUGCUCCGUCCUACCCUUUAUGCAUUUUAAUCAUCUGUAAUGGCCGAGAAAAGGAAGCAAAAAGAUGUGGUUAGUCUACUGUAGCCAGACUCUAUGGGAUAUAACGCCUGAACUUGGUUGGAGUC
This is a messenger RNA of Gamsiella multidivaricata, 644 nucleotides long. RefSeq lists its product as uncharacterized. NCBI's taxonomy places the organism in Eukaryota, Fungi, Mortierellomycota, Mortierellomycetes, Mortierellales, Mortierellaceae. The transcript has 3 exons. The coding region runs from base 188 to 415 and encodes 75 amino acids. The record is from RefSeq and is a predicted model, not a curated record.